AUGAACGGUUACGUCAAAUUCGCUGUCCUCGUCGGAUUCGUCACCCUGUGCUUGGCUCAUCCUCGUAAGUUUUGGGGUUGAUUAAGGACUAUAUUUGGACUAGAAAUGAGAUUUUUCGACUACUGUGGGCAUUGCAGUUUUAUUUCUGACCUAAUUUCGGCUACACCAAUCCAGCAAAUGCCAAUUUUCGAUAAAAUUCAUAUUGUUUUAGACCAAAAUACCCAAAUAUUUACAAAAAUCAAGCUAAAACAACUUGAUAUCCCCUGCAAAAUCUUUAUACUGCAUUCCUUAUGACACUAAUAUUUUUAUUCUUCCCUACAGCACUCAUAAAACUCUCCUCAAACAUCACUAAAAUUUAUUUUUUUUAGAAUUCCGUGUCUUGAAAUGCAGGACCCAAGACGGUCAACUUAAAGCCGGCCCCGAACAAGCUCACUGCAACAUGAUCAUCAAGGACUCCGAGACUGAACUCCCAGGCCGUGAGGCUCCAGAAGGCGAUGGAUGCUUCUAUGUGAGUUUUGGGAUAUUACACAAGGCAUUAGCAGCCAAAAAAAAAGUGAAAAAAAAAGAGAAUAGACAAAAGAUAAUGGGUAGUUUGACUUUUUUUGAAAGAUUACAGUAUGAGGAAUGCUAUAGUAGAGCCUACAAUACAGAAUAAGGUUCAGAAUUAAUAGCUUUUGCCCAAAAAAUAAGAUCUCCCCCUUUCAGGAGACCGUCAACGGCGAAGAGCGCCUCUACUGCGACCUGGUCUGCCCCAAGGCCCACACCGUCUUCAACGCCCACAUUGAGCAAGGACACAAGGCCUGCUUCAACUUCUACACCUACCAACUCGAGCGCCGUGGACAGGAGUGGUACAUCUGGAGAUCGGGCAAAUGCCUCAACUCCACAGCCACCUUCACCGUCGGCUGCAAGUUCGACGAGCCCUUCAACACCCAGUUCGCCAACGACAACGAGGUCUUCGCCAGACUCGCCGCCAGACGUGUUGCCUAA
This is a messenger RNA of Bursaphelenchus xylophilus (pine wood nematode), 987 nucleotides long. The record is from the annotation of a GenBank genome assembly. NCBI's taxonomy places the organism in Eukaryota, Metazoa, Nematoda, Chromadorea, Rhabditida, Aphelenchoididae.